AUGUGGGAUCGUGGUCUUAGCGUUUCAAAUGUUGCUUUCAUUAACUUUCCAAGUAAUCAAACACGUGCGAUUUUUGGACCAACCAUCCUCGAUCGAUGUACCGAUCGUUGUGGAGGCUGGCUGAUAAAAUUUUCGAACAUAUCAUUCGAUAAUGUUUUGGUUCGUGGCAAGUUUCGAUGGGAAUACGAUGCUGUCUAUCAUGAUCAAGACGGUACUUUGAGUGGACAACCAGAAUCAGUAAUCAUGGCACCUGAUGGUCUAACUAAUGUAUCAACAAGUUGUGCAAUAGCACCUUAUUUCGAAAAUGCUAUUCAAUGUCCUCUUUCACAAGGUUCAUGGUUACGAUUCUCAUUUCGCGAAUUAUUAGAAAGAUCACAAGGUCGACUAUUCAUAUUUGAUGCAGCAAACACGUCUAGUACUAUUGUGCCAUGGCUUCGAGAGCAGUUAACUUUUCCCAAUGGAUACUUGACAGUAUUGAGAGCCAAUCAAACUUACACACUUCAGUUUGAAGUACUUUCUAGCGUUCGAUAUCUGCACUAUAAUGGCGUUAUUUAUGACGUUAGUCCAGGUGACUAUGCAAUCAUUCAACAUCCAUUGAGCGUUGUUCCAUAUAGAGCUAAUACUACAGCCAAUCGAACCAUGAUUCUAGGCUCUAUGAUGCCACUAUCCGGAUCGACCAGUAAUAAUGGUGAUUGGUAUUAUGACAAUGCUGCUUCUCUAUUCUCCUAUAUCGUUAAAAAUCCGCCAACAGCUAACACAAGUAUUGAUAUAGAACUAUCAUUUCAAGUAUAUAUAUGUCCUUGCAAUGGAUGUGCAUGCCCACCGCCUCCAACCACUACCACCACAACAGCAACAACAGCUACAACAACAACAGCAACAACGGCCACAACUACGAGCGCUACGACAACUACAACAACAUCCGCUACAACAACAACGACUACGUCGGCUACAACAACUACAACAACAUCGGCUACAACUACGACGACAACAUCCGCUACAACAACUACAGCUACAACAACUACAACAACGACAGCGACAACCGCCACCACAAGUACAACAACGUCUACAAUCUAUCUAUCUCCAAUACAGCCUUGUAUGGAAUUACCAACAAAUCCACAAGUGGGACGAAAUCAUAUUAUGUCAGUUGACACCAUCGUUAUUAAUGGUGGACGAUUGAUUGCUGGUUUACCUACCGCACCGUUCAAUGGUAAUAUCGACAUAAUCAUGACGAAUAGUGGAUCACCAACCAUACAAAUGCCUCAAAAUUUUCCAGAUAUGACACCUAAAAUGAUCGGAGUUCUUGGUGGACUUGACUUACAUGGUACUCCACGUGGAAUUACUUGGACGUUUCUUGGUAUUACAGCUACAGCGGGUCAGAAUGUGAUUACUCUGCGUCAACCAGUUAACUGGAUUGUCGGUGAUGAAAUCAUCAUUACAACCACUGACACAAGCAUCUAUCAUACUGAACGACACCGUAUUGCUAGAAUACAGAAUGGAACAGUAAUAUAUACUAUAAUACCCCUUGCUUAUACCCAUAUUGUCAUUCAACGUUCAUUUGCUAAUGGUCAAGUGGUAAACGUUGCCGCUGCCGUUGGAUUGCUAACACAUAAUGUACGCGUUAUUAAUCAAAAUCCAGGAUCUGUUCUAUCUGGAUUCAAAAUUUUGGUUACAGAAUAUCAUACAAAUGUCUGGCAUAUUCACACUAAUACUUUUUACGACACUUGCUACAAAGGCUAUGCUCGAUUAUCGAAUACUCAAUUUAUAGGAUUUGCACAGUUCGAUGAUAGCUACCUGAGUGAUUCAAAAUCAGGGAUAUAUAUGAAUCGUCUUGGUGAUUACAAUGCGUGGCGACCAACUUUUAUCGAUGCUUGCUCAUUUGACAGUGGCUUCAAUGCAGUUGUUGGCAUGCAAAGCACCAAUGGCAUCCCUAUCACAAACAAUGUUAUCUACAAUACCUAUAGGUCCGCUCUUGUUCUUACUGGAACUAACAAUCUCGUACAAAAUAAUCUUGUUGCAAAAGUUUACUGGACAGGAACAGGUCAAAUACCAUCCGUUGCUGAAUUUAAUAUGAAUAAUGAUGGUGCGAUUAUGACUCGUGAUGUUGUUAGCGUGAGAUUGCUGGAUAAUAUGGUUGCUGGUACUGAACGUUUAGCCUAUCGAAUUCAAGGUGAAACAUGUGGAGGUCCAGAUGUUUUUGUACCAUUAAAUAUAACAAACGUAUAUUCGAACAAUGAAGCGCAUUCAGUAAUGUCGGGUGUCAACAUUUUGCCAUCUGACAAAGGCUUUAUGUAUGAUCGAAUUCUCUGUAUACGAUUAGCUACGACACAUAUACCGUUGGCUAGUUACGUCAAUAUUAGCAAUUCAAUUGUGAUUGGUUCGAUGACACCACAAGAUUGUGAGGAUAGAAUAGAUCCGAAUUCCCCCAACAUUCGACUAUCACCGAUGGCAUUACCUAGAGUAUCAGAAAACUCAUCUUCAAUUGGCACUGGCGGCCGAUCGGGUAUAGUAUUUCCAACUAUGUCAAGGAAUAACUUCAUGCCUAUACGCAGUUGGACUGGAGUUGGCGUCUAUCCUGCCCUGAGUGGUUUAAUGAAGAUUACGAAUACUACUCUGGCAUUUUUCAACGAUACUUGUGAUCGACAUGAUGUAGCAAUUCAAGUCUCUCAGACGAAUGAUGAUGGACAGUUUCCGAUCACAACUAGUUCUAUGUUUGUCUAUAAUACAUCCCAAAGAAACCUUAUUUUCAAUGGUAAACCAAACUUAGGUGUUGUGAAUCCUAGCAGAUGUGGUGAUAUGGACUGUGAUGGCUUGAAAAAAAGUUUGCUCAUUGAUACUGAUGGUUCACUUUUUGGUCAACCAGCCAGUGUCUUUUCACAAUCUGAAGUUUUUUGGGGUAGCCAAGAGCAUGGCACCGGAGAUUUUCGUAUUCCACGAGAAGCACUUACCAAUCUAACUGGCCACAGAAUCAAUAUCAACUUGACUUAUCCGUAUCGAGGCAUCAGUCGUACUAAUUCUUGCUCUCUUGAAUCAUCAUGGGGAAUGUAUCGAUGUAAUUCAAGCGUUGACUAUCGUAUGCUAAUCAUUGAAAGUAUGGACGCAGAUACAGAAAAACGACGUCUUUCGCCUGUCGCUAUCAUGUCCGAUAGUGGUUAUAUUGAUUUGAUUAAUGGACCCGCAGAUCGAUCUGUUUGCAAUGGCUAUGCUUGUCGUAAACGAAUUUCAACAUUCAUGGCUCUUGUUCAGUCUGGACAGACCUAUCAAAUAUUUUUCUCGAGUACUCCACCCAAACAAACACGUUUUCGUUUGCUCAAUGCCGAUUCAUCAAUAAAAUGUGUAUUGGCUCUUCACUACCUUUCGGUUCAACAGCUUGAUGUCUACGCCAACACAAAUUACAUGCCACCGACCAAUCGAGAUCUUCGGGCUUCUGGUCUUAUGUUACUUGAUCGACCGAAUAAUGUCUCAUUAUCGUCGCCACCAGGAAGCAAUUAUUUCGAUAGAGCGUAUCAGAUGGCCUAUUUUACUAUUGAUGGUAAUACUGCGAUUGAUCUCAGAGUAUCACCAUUACUGAUUCUCUCGUUCGGCUUUCCACCAAUGGAUCCAGCAGCAUUUUUUUCCACCAAUCUGGUGAAUAAUCUAGCUGCUCUGUUGAAUAUCAAUCCGGACAAAAUUCGACGUGUUAAAAUUGUGUCAGCAGCGAAUACAACCCGUAUUCGUAGACAAGCUUCAUCGAGUUUCUCAAGCGUUCGAUUGGAAGUGGAAAUGCGCGAUGAACCACGUGCUAGUACUACAGCAGCAACUGGAAUUCGAGGAGAAAUUCUAUCAAAUAUUGCCUCUGCAAUUAUCAAUCGUUAUCAAAUGGGUGAAUUGCAAAUAGCAUGGUUCAAUCUUAAUUUAACGAACAGCAUGUCUCCAUCAAGUUUGAGAUCACAAGAACCAUUCGAUGACUUUGAAAGUGAAUUGAGUGUCAUCAGUCGACUUGUGCUAGUCACACCACCGAGUGAUUGUCGCCAGCAAAGCCCAUGUACAAUUCAGCCCGUACUUAUUGCAUACGAUGCACAAGGUAAUGUCAUUCAAAAGUUAGGUUCAAAUGAUCGACCAUGGCAAGUGCAAGCUAGCCUUGUGUCUCGGCCAACUUUACGUUUGAUGGGUGACAUAGCUAAUUAUACUAAUGGGCAAACACAAUUCACUCUAUUAGCUCUGCCAGAUAACGGUACUGAACAAGUACAAUUUGCUUUGCUUAUACCGGAUGGUGUUAACAGCUCAUUUUAUAUGACAAAAAAUCUGACGAUUCAAACUACUACUGUCAAUGUGUCGCAAGCAACGCUUGCUGGACGACAAGUGAGCAACAUCUAUGUUGUCGAUGUAAAUCAAACAUUUAGUGUAAGUGUAACACCAAUUGACAGUGUUACGCGAUUAAAACUUGCAGCAAUUCAAUGGAGUGGAUGGCAAUGGUAUGCCAAUGUUAGUCUGUAUACUUUGCCACAAUUUAAUCGUCAAGGGGUGCUCACAAGGAAUAAUUUAUCAAGAACUAUAGUCAACGUCGCAGCAGGUACUGUAACUGUCACCAAUUUGACAAUCAAUGAUACUGGUAUGUAUGUGUUGAAAAUUCAACUGGUGUCUUCAAAUAAUGACCAUAACGUUAUGGUGCCAUCGAAUGGUAUCCUUGUUAAACAAGCUAAUAGUAGUGUUGUCGCUCUGUUAGACGUUGCAUUAAUCGCUACAGAUAUAUCAAACGCAGUUUCAAUGUUAUUACAGUAUCCUGAAGUCUUAUCUGAUUUAACAAUAACCUCCGUGAAUAUAAAUUCUCGUACAUAUGAGGUCGAAAAUCCUGAAGCAUCAACAUCUACGAAUAACAAGCAGAGUGAUAAUAAUAAUAAUAAUAAUGCAUUAAUUAUUCCUCUAGCAGUUUCUUUUGGUACUGUGGCGUUGCUUUCUAUCGGUGCCAUUGUCGCUUAUCAAGUACAUGCGAAAAUGAUCGCAAACCAGCGUAUAGGAUCAGAUGUAGAUCAACUUACAAGGCUUGAUCAAAGCACACCUACGCCUAGUGCACAGACGAACGUAGAAAAUUUUGACAAAAUCGAAUUUGGACCGAUUACGAAUAAUUCAUCAGGACCAAAUCAAGUUACUGUAACUCAUUUCAUUAAUCCUCAAGUUCCUAACACACAGACGCGGUUAUCCUCUCCGAUGGAAUUUCUUGUAUUCCGUUGA
Messenger RNA from Rotaria sp. Silwood2, 5208 nucleotides. Lineage: Eukaryota; Metazoa; Rotifera; Eurotatoria; Philodinida; Philodinidae. The record is from the annotation of a GenBank genome assembly.